Messenger RNA from Marmota flaviventris (yellow-bellied marmot), 884 nucleotides. The record is from RefSeq and is a predicted model, not a curated record. Lineage: Eukaryota; Metazoa; Chordata; Mammalia; Rodentia; Sciuridae.
GAAGGAGGAUCUGGCUGAGACCACGGUGCUCACUUGUUGAGGAUCUUUAGCCAGUGCUGCGUGCGUGCUUUUCAUUUUAUUCUUUCUCCCCUUGCCCCAGAGCCAUGGCGUACCUGCUGUUGCUCUCAUGCCUCUUGCCAACAGUGGCAUCUGCUCAGUGUAGCCAUCAAGAAUUUGAAUGUCAAUAUCUUUGCCUUGAAAUGAAUGGAAAAGUAUUUGUCACUCAGCGGCAAUCAUUCUUCAAAUAAAAGGUCACUGGAAGGACUGAGCGCAUUCAGGAGCCUGGAGGAACUCAUCUUGGACAACAAUCUGCUCGGGGACGACCUGGUGUUGCCAGGGUUACCCCAGCUCCACACCUUAACCCUCAACAAGAACCGAAUCACUGACUUGGAGCGUCUGCUCGAUCACCUGGCAGAAGUGACGCCAGCUCUGGAAUACCUCAGCCUGCUGGGUAAUGUUGCAUGUCCCAAUGAGCUGGUCAGCUUGGAAAAGGAUGAGGAAGACUACAAGCGAUACAGAUGCUUUGUUCUGCACAAGCUGCCUAACUUGAAGUUUCUGGAUGCCCGGAAAGUAACCAGACAAGAAAGAAAAGAGGCAUUGGUCAGAGGGGCCUUCAUGAAGGUGGUGAAGCCCAAGGCUUCCAGUGGGGACCUUGCUGCCUCUGCCUCUCCUGAGAUGCACCACUACACACCCCUGCCUUCUGCUUCCAGAGAACUCACCAGUCACAGAGGAGUCCUGGGGAAGUGUCGCUAUGUUUACUACGGGAAAAAUUCAGAGGGCAACAGGUUUAUCCGAGAUGACCAGCUCUGAAGCCAAGUUCUGUAUGCCUUAGCCUAUUUCAUGAAAAUAAAAAGGGAAAGCAAAAAUAAAGAAAGAGCUAAAGA